AGGGGGGUAAAUCCUCUGGAGGGCAAGACCUGCAUUCACUAUAUCUGGUCUCCCCGGACCCUGCAUUCACUAUAUCUGGUCUCCCGGACCCUGCAUUCACUAUAUAUGGUCUCCCCGGACCAUGCAUUCACUAUAUAUGGUCUCCCCGGACCCUGCAUUCACUAUAUCUGGUCUCCCCGGACCCUGCAUUCACUAUAUCUGGUCUCCCUGGACCCUGCAUUCACUAUAUCUGGUCUCCCUGGACCCUGCAUUCAC
Molecule: messenger RNA, 255 nt
Organism: Staurois parvus
Lineage: Eukaryota; Metazoa; Chordata; Amphibia; Anura; Ranidae
Source: the annotation of a GenBank genome assembly